AUGGGAAGACAGGAGAUAGAGACAGAGACAGCUGAGGAGAGAGCUGAGGAGACAGAAGGUGAGCAGACAGCUGAGGAGACAGAAGGUGAGGAGACAGCAGAAGAGACAGCAGGUGAGGAGACAGCAGAUGAGGAGACAGCAGGUGAGGAGACAGCAGAAGAGACAGCUGAGGAGACAGCAGCUGAGGAGACAGCAGCUAAGGAUACAGCAGCUGAGGAGACAGCUGAGGAGACAGGUGAGGAGACAGCAGCUGAGGAGACAGUUGAGGAGACAGUGUGUGUGUGA
This is a messenger RNA of Eimeria mitis, 285 nucleotides long. RefSeq lists its product as uncharacterized. The record is from RefSeq and is a predicted model, not a curated record. Bases 1 to 285 code for a protein of 94 amino acids. NCBI's taxonomy places the organism in Eukaryota, Apicomplexa, Conoidasida, Eucoccidiorida, Eimeriidae. The transcript has a single exon.